Messenger RNA from Phytophthora nicotianae INRA-310, 1057 nucleotides. RefSeq lists its product as hypothetical. The transcript has a single exon. NCBI's taxonomy places the organism in Eukaryota, Oomycota, Peronosporomycetes, Peronosporales, Peronosporaceae. The coding region runs from base 1 to 879 and encodes 292 amino acids. The record is from RefSeq and is a predicted model, not a curated record.
AUGCACGCCAAGCAGCUCACAAUCGAAUUUGCCGCCAGGAUGGUAGUAUCUCUCCGCGUCAAGUAUGUCCUUCUUGCCUUGAUGGCUACCGCUGCGGUGAUUGCGUGUUUGAUCAUCGUUCUUGCCAAUGUUAGACCAAAUACCCGCCCAGUGGUGCUGUUGACGGGUGACUCGCACACUCAGAAAGGCACCAAUCCAGCUAUGAGCGGCUGGGUAACGUUGCUACAAAACCGGUAUGUGAUGACCUCAGAUGUUGUAACUCGAGGAUUUCCAGGCUAUAAUACCAAGUGGUUUCACAAGUAUAUCGCACCAACCAUCGAGCGAGAAAUCCAGAAGGGCAUUUACAAUACUCCGUCGCUCAUCACGGUAUGGUUCGGCAGCAACGAUGCGGCUCUGGCCAAUGGAACUUCGUCAACAACUCACGUCCCGAUCGAAGACUAUAAGGAGAACUUGAAGAAGAUCAUCAGACAGUUUUGGAUAGCAGCACCAACCGCGGAUAUUUUGCUGAUCACUCCGCCGCACGUCAACGAUACUGCAAUGGCCGAGCUCUCUACAGAGAAUAACGGGACGAUCAACCGCACGAACGCCAUGGCGAAGGAAUAUGCUCGUGCCUGCGUGGAAGUCGCCGAGUCAGUCGGUGUUCAGGUGCUGGACUUGAACACGUUCUUCAACGCGAUGCCAGAAACGAAUCGAAAUGAACUGCUCCAGGCUGAUGGUCUUCAUUUGAACGCAUUGGGCAACAUUCUAGUCGACGAGCAACUCCGACUCAAGAUUGCCAACGACUUUCCUCGUUUAGAGAGCAAUCUUGAGGACUGGCAAUUCCCAGCAGCUAGUCACUAUGCUGAAGAAGACCCGUGGACAGCAGACAGUGUCAAUUGAUGGCUGCAGAAGAUUCUUCUAACAAGACUCGCAGGUUUGCUCAUACCCGCUUGAAUUCGCCCCCUAAUAGAAGCACAAGUACGGAAGUGGGAUUGUCGUUGAGACAAUCAAGACGCGGCGUCUCCGUCAGAGACUCCGAAUCCGAUGGCAAAUUGCCGCGACAAGGAUACCAAAUCUG